AUGCUUCGACGGUUCUACCAAACGCUUGUGCCGUCGUUUGCUCUGCAGAUUCGCCAGCCUGCGCCGUCGCUGAGGACCAAAUUUCACCAUAAUAUGCAGUUUAGGCGCAAAGCAGAGUCGAGAAUCAAAAUAUUGCGUCAGAUAAUACCUACCGAGUACAUGCUAGACGAUUAUCUCCUAUACUACUGCGUUUACUUCAGAGAGCACGCUCGUCUCAAGACGCGAAUCCAUGGACUAGGUGGCAGCGACGUGCGCAUAGAUCUCGAAAAUAUACAAAUGUUGGGGAGACACAUCUUAAGAAAAAGGACAUACAUGUAUCUAUUUAACGAGGCGCUCAAAGCGGAACAGGCUGCCCCUACAGACGACCUGUUUGACUUCCCAAGAAAUCUGCGCCGCAUGUCCAGCGUGCACAAUCGCACGGAAUUUAUAGAGCAGUUUUUGCGAGCGUUCGAGACUGAGUUCAGGCUGGACAGAUUAUCUGAAGAUCAGGAAGUCGUCAAGCUCGAACAGAAAACGAGACCAACCAUUCUGCUCUAUAUAGUCGGGUUCGUUCACUGCCAGUAUGGAGAGCAAGCAUGCGCAGAGUUCGUCGACGAAUUCGUUAUCAAGGGUCGUCUUUCAAAGACGUACACCCAUCGCGGGCUGCUGGAAAUAGCCAAAGAGGAUAGGCCACGGUUCUCAUACUGA
Molecule: messenger RNA, 687 nt
Organism: Ogataea haglerorum
Lineage: Eukaryota; Fungi; Ascomycota; Pichiomycetes; Pichiales; Pichiaceae
Exons: 1
Coding region: 1-687 (228 amino acids)
Source: RefSeq, a predicted model, not a curated record